Messenger RNA from Trypanosoma rangeli, 657 nucleotides. RefSeq lists its product as uncharacterized. The transcript has a single exon. Lineage: Eukaryota; Euglenozoa; Kinetoplastea; Trypanosomatida; Trypanosomatidae. Gene Ontology annotation, cellular component: membrane. The record is from RefSeq and is a predicted model, not a curated record. The coding region runs from base 1 to 657 and encodes 218 amino acids.
AUGAGGGAUGACCCAGCGUGGGCCCUGUUCGCAACGACGGUGGUGAGCCACCUUCCAAUGAUCCCUACGGCGUAUUUGUUUUUACAGCGUCGUUAUGUGUACGAGGUAUGCAUUGCGGCCUUUGGUCUUUCCUCUUCGCUUUUGUACCACACCUGCCAGUCGUUCGACGCGACGAUAUUUCUCGACGAGCUCGGCUGGCACCGCCUGGACAACAUUGCCGUUCUUGCGUGGAUGGGCAUGUGGUUCGUGUUCAUCUGUACCUUCAAGGACCCUGUGGUGGAGCGCGCCUCCAAGUACUUCACACUGCUGGUGAGCAUUAUUUUUGAGGAGAAGGACCCAUGGAAUCUGGCGUACACUGUGGCACCCAUUCUUGUUUUUGCGUGUAUUCCGCUUGUUGUGUUUCUAUAUGAUGGACGGCUUCCGGUGGUUGAUUAUCGUCAUCUCUUAGCGGCUGCCUUACUUAUGGGGCUUGCCGUUCCGUUCUUUAUUGCCGGGCUUAACGAUGCGAAGGACCCCUGUCGCAUAUACCACGGCUUGUGGCAUCUUCUUGGCGGCAUCGCUUCCUACUUCAUGUGGAUGAUGGUGAAGACGCCGGGUGCCACGGGCCCGUACCCCAAAAUGGGUUCCAUUGUCCUUCACAGGGAUACACUUCUCUAA